AUGUCGUCACCACUGCUGAGCGCUCAAUGCGCAGCUCAGAGCAUUGGCCCGGUCAACACAAUGGUCAGCACGCUAAUACAAGCGUUGCUCGCCGCACAAUGCGCCAUCUCGCCACCUGACUUGUGGCCACCAGAUUACGCUGAUCAACUACUGAGAAAAGGAGAAGAUACAUACGAUUUCGUAGUCAUAGGCGCCGGCUCUGCGGGUUCCGUGAUAGCCAGUCGAUUAAGUGAGAAUCCGAAUUGGAAAGUGUUGGUGCUUGAAGCGGGCGGAGAUCCUCCACAAGAGUCCGAGAUGCCCAGCACUUUAUUCGCUAUGCAACACACAAACGUCGACUGGAAUUAUUUUACUGAAUACAGCGAAAAGGCUUGCUGGGGCUUGGUUGAUAGACGUUGCUAUUGGCCGCGUGGUAAAAUGAUAGGUGGCUCGGGUGGUAUGAACGGUAUGCUUUAUGUGCGUGGCCAUCGAGGCGAUUACGAUGACUGGGCACAGGCUGGUAACACAGGUUGGGGUUGGGACGAUGUGCUACCAUAUUUCGAACGCUCCAUACGACCAGUUGGUAAUGUCACGCACCCACAAGGAUAUGUUACAACUAGUGCAUUUCCAGUCAACGACGUCGAUGUAGAAAAUAUGAUUUAUGGCGGCACUGCAGAAUUAGGUAUACCACGUGUACGUGAGUUCACCGAAGGCAGCGAGACGGGAUAUUCCAAUUUGCCAGGUACAUUCCAAAAUGGACGACGCAUGAGCCCUGGCAAGGGACACCUGGCGAGAGUUUCGCAACGCCCAAACCUGCAUGUAAUCAAAAAUGCCGUUGUGAAGAAAUUAAACUUCGAUGAGAGGGGCAAAUAUGUAAUUUCCGUGAAUUUUGUGUUGCAAGGCAAAUACGAAAUGAAAGUGAGCAUUGACAAGGAACUCGUGCUGUCGGCUGGUGCAAUUGAAUCACCAAAGCUGUUGAUGUUGUCUGGUGUGGGUCCAGCGGAGCAUUUACAGGAAUUAAGAAUUCCUCUCAUUCACAACUUGCCUAUUGGUGAUAAUCUGAAUGAUCACAUCCACGUAGUAAUAUUCUUGAAAUUGAACGAGCAUUUCGCACGGCCACUAACGGCACUCGACAAUCUAGAUAGCAUCUACAAUUAUCUCAUGCACCAAAGUGGACCGUUAGCAUCUCAUGGCACGGCUUCCUUAACGGGAUUCAUUAAUACUCUCAAGAAUGGGCCAUACCCGGAUGUUCAAUUUCAUAAUUUUAUUUUGCGACGAGGUGAUUUUGAUGGCCUGGAAACCUAUCUUACUGGUAUUAAUUUUAACCAAGACUUAAAAGCUCAGAUACACAAAGUGCUGGAAACUGCGGACAUUUUGGGUGUAUCCAGUGUGGUUACUAACCCAAAGUCCACGGGAAAUAUACGCCUGCGAAGCGCUGAUUACAGAGAUCCACCUAAAUUAACUGCGAACUACUUUAACGAUCCCGAAGAUGAGGCGACGCUAUUGCGCGCUAUUCGCUUCCAAGAGCAACUACUAAAUACUGCAGCUUAUAAAGCAAUGAAGGCAUCCAUAAUACUACCCCUUAUUGCCGAGUGCAGUGUCUAUGCGCCACAGAGCGACGACUAUUGGCGUUGCUACAUUAAGUACUUCUCAUGCACCAUCUAUCAUCAAUCGGGCACUGUGAAAAUGGCGCCCGAGACGGAUCAGACGAGUUGUGUGAAUCCACGUUUGCGUCUGCGUGGUGUUGGAAACUUGCGUGUGGCUGAUGCUAGCAUCAUGCCAAAGAUUCCCAGUGCAAAUACAAAUGCGGCUACAAUUAUGAUUGCUGAGAAAGCAGUCGAUUUUAUACGAGAAGAUUGGCAAGGGGAAAGAUUAUAA
Anastrepha obliqua is the source of this 1854-nucleotide messenger RNA. Its product is annotated as glucose dehydrogenase [FAD, quinone]-like. The record is from RefSeq and is a predicted model, not a curated record. The transcript has 2 exons. Gene Ontology annotation, molecular function: ecdysone oxidase activity; flavin adenine dinucleotide binding. NCBI's taxonomy places the organism in Eukaryota, Metazoa, Arthropoda, Insecta, Diptera, Tephritidae. The coding region runs from base 1 to 1854 and encodes 617 amino acids.